AUGGCGACAAAGAAGGGCAAGAAGAUUUUCAACAAAGAAGAACUUGCAGAAGAUUGGUGCUUUGAAUGUAAAGAUGGUGGAGAGCUCAUGAUUUGUGACUAUGGGAAAUGUUUGAAAGCUUAUCACCCUGCAUGUGUGGAGAAAGAUGACUCAGUUUGGACAAGUGAUAAACAUUGGAUUUGUGGACGGCAUACAUGCUUAAUUUGCCAUGGAAAAUCAUAUUAUCAAUGUUAUUGUUGUGAUAGAGCUGCAUGCUCUCACUGCAUUGGUCGAAUCGAUUUUGUCCAUCUGAAAGGGAAGAAUGGAUUAUGCAAUAACUGCCUAAAGCUCGCAUUGCAUGUGGAAGAAGACAAGAAUAUUGAUUCUGAUGGGACCUCAGAGAUCACGAAACAUACGAGGGUCUUUUCAGGGAGUAUUAUCAGAUAGUAAAGACAAAAGAAGGAAUUGAUAAAAAUAAACUUCUGGCUGGUAAGGCUCAACUAGACAAGGAGAAGAUUUGCCAAAUUAACUCUUAUUCAGAUAAACGUUGUGAGAAAGAGGAUGAACAACUUUCUUCGGACAAUGA
Messenger RNA from Solanum verrucosum, 565 nucleotides. Its product is annotated as zinc finger CCCH domain-containing protein 44-like. The transcript has 4 exons. The record is from RefSeq and is a predicted model, not a curated record. The coding region runs from base 1 to 426 and encodes 141 amino acids. Lineage: Eukaryota; Viridiplantae; Streptophyta; Magnoliopsida; Solanales; Solanaceae.